AUGCCUCGUGGCCUCUACGCUAUGGUCAUGGCUUUCAAAGAUGAAGCCCCCGGUCAACAGCAGGGGGCCCUUGGCCUACUAUCAGAAAAGCUUGGGAAGUCACUCUUUGGCAUCGAGAAGGUUGAUAUCAACCAGUCAGCCGAGAAACAAACAUUCGAUCCCGCUUCGACAAUCGCGAAGGAUACCCACACCGACGAGCACCCAGAAAUGAACAUGGUCAAAAAGCGUUUGAAAAAUAUCAGACUGGCCAGCGGUAAGACUCACGGCCAGAUCGAGUUCCCGGAGGCUGCGCCGUUGGUUUACCCCGAUCUAGAUCGUGCCGCGGCACGGGCGAUGGAGAACACGGGGAAGGAAUCUGAGGGGACGCGCGAGAAAAUGAAGAGCGCGGGGGCUUGGGUACAAGAUUACAUGUAUAGAAAAGCGCAGGCCUCAUAUGAAGCCAAAAACCCAGGGUCCUCUCUAGAAGUUCCUGAGUCGGGGCGUAAGGGGUUUGUCUCACAAUAUAACGACCCGAAUCACCCGGUGAACAACGGAAAGCUUACCUCGGUGCUGAUUGGGGGCCUCAUGGGGAGCAAGCCGUGCCUGAUUGAACGGGUUGCGACUUCCAUCAGGGAGUCACAAGACUCCACGAGAAUUGCUCGCGGUGGACCUCCAAGUAAACCGAUUAAGAAGAAAUGGCAGCGACAUCACCGCACCAAGCAGCCUGGGCUUGCUAAGAAGGUUCUGCAGCAGGAUGUGCUUUAUCUGCUGAUCGUCAACAUGCCGACCGAGGAAGAGCUGAAGCAAUCAGUUGCUCACCUAGAACAUCUCAUGGAGCAGAGUAGGCAGCGUUUACCACGUCAACCCUCACACUGA
Molecule: messenger RNA, 855 nt
Organism: Aspergillus pseudotamarii
Lineage: Eukaryota; Fungi; Ascomycota; Eurotiomycetes; Eurotiales; Aspergillaceae
Exons: 2
Coding region: 1-855 (284 amino acids)
Source: RefSeq, a predicted model, not a curated record